UGUAUAGUGGAAACCCGCCUUGGUAUUUACCAUUGGUAUGGCUGGUAUAAUAUAUUUUUUUUUCUAUGGUUAUGGAUUUUGAGACUACUAUUUUUAACAUGGCUAAUUUAUUAUAUUUAACCAUGAUUUAUAAGCCUUAUCCAAUCAAAACGCUCGUAUAAAACAGCAAAUCACGAAACGAUUUCCGACUUUCAGUUUCGACUGUUUCGAGUUUUUACUUUUCAGGCUUUUCACCGGAUUCAGAUAGAUUUACAAUUUUAUUAUAUCACCAUCUCUUAUUACUGGGAAAUAUUUUUAAAACGGACAUGAAGGAUUGUUUCUGAACUUGACCUGCGGCCUGCGCCUACCUGACAGUCUGACACCUGCACGAGAAGACAGAAGUCAGGAGUAUGUAUUUGCCGUGGUUUUAUAAUGAUAUCGUAAUUAAUUUAUCUCGUCGUCGCGUUUAAUACUUCGUCGAAUUGAUUAUUGAUUGUAAACUACUGCAGUUGUCGGCCAUUGACCCAGGCGGGUGUACCUAUAUAAUACGGAAGGCUGCACACUGCACACCAUCAGCUUUGUCAUGAUAAGAUACAUUUUAAGGCAAGUAUAGAACAACUGGAUUAAAUUAUGGAGAAAUCAUUAGUUCCUCAUAAGUUGACUAACAAUGACAUUUAUGUGACUCAUGCUGAAUUUCAAGGAUGUUUCAUAAAAAUUUGGGCAAACUUUUACUCUCAAAAGAGAAAAAAUUUAGAAAAAAAUGUACAAAAUUAUGAUCAUUACUCAAGGGAAUGUAAUGCAUUAGACCUUUUUGGAAACAAGUUAUAUGUAUAUACUUGGAAAAAUGACUAUGAAUCAAGAGUAUAUAGAUGUCAAAUUAUAUAUUCAGAUUUAGUGGCCAAAACUCACACUAUAGUCCUCAUAGAUUAUGGCCGGACUAUGGUGGUUUCAUAUUUUAAUGUUAGAGAAGUAAUCCAAGAUGUAGAUCCUUCUUUUUUAAUUGAUUUGUGUCAAAGAGCCACAGUAUAUACAUUUUUGCUGAGUACUUGUAUAAGUAAAUCAAAAUCAAAAUCAGACAUUGACUUAAUUAAUAUUUUGUGCAAUAAAUAUUACAAAUAUCGAAGAGACUUUGAAAUUGGUGGUAUCACAUUCAUAUCAUUAUUUGAUGUGGACAAAAUUUUAGUUGACAAAGGCAUAGCAGAUAACAUCAAUUUGGCUACAAUGAUCACCAUUGCUAAUAGUAUGGAAUCAACAAUUGAAUUAAACAAUAAAUCCGAUAUGAUCAACAGUUGCCCAAUUGCAAGCAAAGCGUUAAGCUUUGGUUCUUUUCUACGAUCUCAACGUUUAGAUUUCAUUACUUUAAUAAGCAUAAGUGUCACAAGGGUUGUUAUAGAUAACAUAUCAAUUCUUCUGACAGUCCGGACACUUGACAAUGAAUCUGAAGCAUUAUCUGAUAUGUUAAAUUCAAUUGACAGACAUAAUUUAAAACUGGCACCAGUUCUUGAAGUGUAUACUCCUUGUUUGAUUGUUUUUCAUAACAAACUGGUUAGAGCUAUAAUCUUAGAAGUAAAAAUUGAUAGAUUGUACAUUGAUCUAGUAGAUUAUGGAAUUAAAGAAUUAGUACCUAGGACUGCAGUUUUUGAAAUACCUUCCAAUUACUAUGUAAUUGAAAUGCGAUCUUUGAAUGUGGUACUGGACAAGCCAAAAGAUACUAUUGUAGACCAAAACAUAUUUAUUCAAAAGAAUUUUCAAAUGUUACCAUUGAAAAUAGAUCCUAGUUUUGGUUUAUACAAAGUUAAAUUAUUCAAAAAAAAUAAUGAAGAGCUUAUUGAAGUAUGCAAUGUAUCAAAUGAUACAUAUGAUUCAAUAUCUAUGAAGUCACAAGAAAUGUUUUCAAUAACAGAAAUAAAUGAUGAGAUUAAAAGUAUUGAGAAUAAUGCUGAAAAUUGUACAACACCAAUCAACCAUCUUAAUGGUUUUCAAAAAGAAAUAGUAAACAUAAAUUCAGAAACAAAAGAAAACAUAGAUUCAGAAAUUAAAGAAAUCAUAAAUCUGGAAGUAAUGGAAAAAGAACCAAAAGUUACGAAACAAAUAUUCCCAAUAAUGUUUUUAAAGAAAGAAGCUUUAAAUAACGCACAAGAAAUUAUUGGUUCAUUGAUUUAUUACAAAUCACCUUUUAACUUUAGUGUGAGACAAUACAGUCCAAAUUUUGAACCUUUUAUGGACCUUAUUAAAAAUAUGUUGGAAUCUCGUUGUAUUUUGAAAAAAAUUGAUCUUGUGGAAAAUAUGUAUGUUAUUUAUCAAUCAAAAAAUUCUAUUUUUCGUGCUAAAAUAGUUGAAAUGGAUUCUACAAUUGAAAAGAUUAAAUUACAAUUGAUUGAUGAAGGAGAUAAAAUAAUCAAUGCAUAUUUUGACAAAAUCAUAUUGUACAAUUUUAUUGAAAGUGAUUGUUAUGUACCUGGACAAUUAGUAAUAGAUUGCUCAUUAAGUGACAUGUGGUUCCCUGUUAUGGAUACUGAUAUUAUAUUAAUGUUACAACCACACUUUAAAAUAGGUCAACUAUAUAAGGUACUGAUUGUAGAAACUGAUGAGUUUGGUACCAAUGUUGUGCAGAUGAUAAAAAAAGAUACUAGUGUUGAUGUUUCGAAUGCUAUACUUCAGUCUGGAAUUGGGCAACGUUUAAAUGCUGCUAUGAAAACAGAUGAAAAUCCAUACGAAGAAAACUUAUUAAUAGGUCAAAGUUUUCUCUCAUACGUUUAUAACUACCAUUUAAAACUUGGAAUUCAACCCGAACCAAAUACUGUUGAUGAACUGGAAGAAGAAAUUGUGAAACACAUUAAUGAAAACCCUGAUUCUAAAUCAAUUGAUAUCAAUUAUUUACAAAAUACAUAUUGUUUGGCAACUGUCGAUAAUGAUCAUUGGUAUAGAGCUUAUAUUAAAAACAUAAAUGAAGAGUCCAUCAUAGUAAACAUGUUUGACAUUGGUUUAUUGACUGAUGUUUCCUUAAAUCAGAUUCAACCAAUUACAAGUAAUUUGAUGAGAAGACCUCAGCUUUUUUUGAAUUGUUGUAUGGAAACUAACUUAGACUUAAAAAUUACUGAAAAAACUUUGUACAAAAUAACAGUAAAAUCCAUCGAUCCUAACGGAAUGUUACGUAUAAAUAUAAAAGAACAUAGUUCUGCUCCACUUUCCACUCCUAUUGUUCGGGGCAUUGAAAAAAUAUCAUUUUUACAUGUUGAUGAUGACUUGAAUUACUUGCAAAUAUCUAAAGACAUAUCAAAAGUUGAAAAAAUAUCUGAAAAUCUAUCAAAACUUUCUGGCAAAUUAAAAAGUAAAGCUACCAUGGUACCGGGAGACAUAAGCAUGUUUGAAAGUCAUGGUAAAUAUUAUAGAUGUGUAGUUAAAUCGAUUAAUUCCAAAUUGGCAGUUGUACAUUGCAUUGACUUUGGUUAUGAAAAACAAAUAGAGAAGGAAAAGUUACAAUGUUUGGGAAGUACUAAAAUAGCCCUGUUACCAGCACUUGUCAUCACUGUUAAGACAUUUCCAAUGGCAUGUCACAUUUCCAGAACACCGUUCCUAGCCAAUAUGCACGUAGACCUCAACGGAACACUUAUUAUUUCGCCAAACAAAAUUACACCAGGACAGUCGCAAAACAUGUUAAUGGAAUCUCUUAAAAAUGGUUGUUUAGUGAGAGUCACUUGUAUUAACUCAGGCAGUGAGUGUUGGAUUGUUCCUCAUUUACUUAAUGAUAAGCUAAAGAUUAUUAUGGAUGUUCUUGUAAAAAUGCAAUCAAAAAUGAUACCAGCUGUGACUGAAAUUGGUUCUAUGUGUGCUGCAUUACAUUCAAUAACAAAAAAAUGGCACAGAGCUUUGAUAUUGGACAUUGAUGGAAGUGCUGUAAAUGUUUUGUCAAUAGAUUCAGGUGAACAGUUUAAAGCAUUGAAAACCACUAAAUUGGGUAGUGAAAUUCAGAAAAUACCAAAUUGUGCUUUGCGUUGUCAAGUGGUGUCAAAUGUUGACAUUAAUACACUUUUAAACAAAGAUGUUGAAUGUAAGCUGUUGUCUUAUACUCAGUCGCUACUUGAGGUGAAAUUAUUUGCAAGUUACAUUAACAAAUCGGAUAUUACUUCCAGUGUGUCAACAAUGCCAGAGAAACAAAAUAAUGAAAAUGAUUUGAUUAUACCUGAAGUAGAAACUGUGGUUAUCAAGUAUAUUGACACAUUCCAAUAUUUUUAUGCGCACUCUGAGAGCUUAUCAAUGAUGUACAUACAACGUAUUUCUGAAGAAUUGGACGUGAGCAUAGUUGAAUUAUAUUUAAAUGAUUCCAUGGUUGGUUCCAUUGUUGUUACACACAGUAUUCAUUUUAAUUGUUGGUGUAGAGCCAAAAUAGAAAUAAUCACCAAUGGCAUCAGUGCUAAAUGUUAUCUAUUGGACUUAGGUGAAUAUGAAGAAUUUACUGAAUUCUAUAAGCCUACAGAAUUCCUUUGCAUGUGCCCUCCAUUGGUAAGACGCUGUUCAUUGUAUGCACCUAAGUUGGCCGGCCGAGAAAAUGAAAUUUGGUUUCCUGAUGUUAAUGAUAUGUUUGAAUACAUUACAACAGUUGAUGGUAUCAAGUUUAAUAUGAUUAUAAAAACCCAUGGAGAUCCUUGUGUGGUCUCUUUGCAGCUAGAAGAUUCUGACAUUAGUGAAAUGAUGAAUCCUCUACUCGUUCAUUUGACACAUGUUAAGUCUUUUACAGAUUUCAAAAUUAAAGCAAUAUCUAGUGAUGAGAAAUUUAUAUCCCAAUUGUUGAAAAGUUAUAUUAAUAAAACGGAUAUGGUGGAGGUUCAAAACCCUAGAGUUGGUGAGUUGUAUCUUACCAAAAUCAAAUCAAAAUAUGCACGUGUGAAGUUUCAAUCAUUUAGCGGUUAUAAGUAUUUAAUCGUUGACAUAGAUGAUACGUUGGAUGUUUUGGCUGUUAUGAAUUUGUAUGAAUUACCAGAAAGUAUACGCAACAUUUCUAUAUUAUGCAUGACAUGUUCCUUGAUUCUUGAUGAUUAUAAAGAGUAUAGUUUGAGUAACUUCCAAAAGUUGGCGAACCCCAAAAAUACAUUUGUUAUGUGCAUCAUUACAGAGAAUGAUGGUAGAACUCCAAAUCAAGUUAAACUUUAUCUUGAAAACAAAAACGUUCUUGAUUGUAUAAAGUUCCAAUAAAUUAAGUGUCAAUAAGUUACAUACAUUUACUUAACCAAAUUAUAAAGUACAAGAUUUUUUAGUUUCUAUUUUUUUUUACUACAAAG
This is a messenger RNA of Myzus persicae (green peach aphid), 5258 nucleotides long. RefSeq lists its product as uncharacterized. The record is from RefSeq and is a predicted model, not a curated record. The coding region runs from base 610 to 5172 and encodes 1520 amino acids. The transcript has 14 exons. Lineage: Eukaryota; Metazoa; Arthropoda; Insecta; Hemiptera; Aphididae.